UAACAAAUCCCCCAUUUUCACUGCUUUCAGUGCUUUCCCUCUCAAUCUUUGGCGCGCGAUCUUCGAAAGUAUGUUCAAUUGUUUUUCUGAGAAGUGAGGAUAGAGUAAUAGACAGAGAUGAAGUUCAAGGCAUUUCUGACGGAGAAUGGAGUCAAUCUCUUAGAAAGGAGAUUUCUUCCAGCCUUAGACAAAAUGGGGAAAAUAUGCCACCUCUUCCUCACUAGAGACCAUGCAUUCUUCCUUCACAACCUUCUCAGUGGUGAUGGGAUUCAAUGCAUUGCACAGUUUCACAAAGAAACUCUGUUUGAUGAUUACCGUAUCUCAAGCCAGAAUGAGGACCGCAUUGCGUUUGCCAUCGACAUAUCUAUUCUCCAACGUGCAGUCCGUAGUAGUGUCAGCAUUUGUUCUGAAUUUGGUGGUGGUGGCUCCACUGCUAAUCGCCUCCAGAUAAAGUUGGUGAAGAAGCUGCCCCCAAAUUGUACACAGCCAAUGCCUUUCCUUACAUUUGAAACCAAGGGGUAUAAGUCUGCUGUAAUCCAAGACAUCCCUAUUUCAAAACCAUUGUCAAGGGCUCAAGUUCUUGAGCUUCAGACUGCUCUAGAUAUGGCUCAAGAUUUGCCUCAGACUCUGGUUCAGGUUCCAGAUUUAAAUCAGUUGCAGAAUUAUAUAUACCGGAUGAAGCAUGUUGGAGAUUUGCUUAAUGUCUUCAUAAGCAAGUACGGCGAUGUGCAUGUACAAGUUUCAACAACUCUGAUCAGACUUGGUACUGAGUUUAGAAAAUUCCCGGUUAUUGGAGAGCAAGCUGUUGCUCCAUCUGACGAACAGCAUCUCAGUGCUCAGAGUCGAUCAGAGAGGGCAAUUUUGCGGGGAGAUGCUCAGUCUGUACAAGUAAGUGUCAAACACUUUUCCAAGAGUCUCCAGUUUCACCUUGCAAAACCAGAUUGUGCAUUCUAUGGGAUUCUUCCACAGAGUGCUUGCUUGACAGUUAUAUUCCAGUUUUUCUUUCCUGGUACACGUCAAACAGAUAAAUCAAUCAGUUUACAUUGCAGACUUCCAGUAAUAAAUCCUGGCUGAUAGUCAGCCUGAUCCUCUUUAG
This is a messenger RNA of Pistacia vera, 1096 nucleotides long. RefSeq lists its product as uncharacterized. Bases 118 to 1074 code for a protein of 318 amino acids. Gene Ontology annotation, biological process: meiotic DNA integrity checkpoint signaling; mitotic DNA replication checkpoint signaling; double-strand break repair via homologous recombination. The record is from RefSeq and is a predicted model, not a curated record. Gene Ontology annotation, cellular component: site of double-strand break; nucleolus; checkpoint clamp complex. The transcript is spliced from 2 exons. Lineage: Eukaryota; Viridiplantae; Streptophyta; Magnoliopsida; Sapindales; Anacardiaceae.